Messenger RNA from Boeremia exigua, 1269 nucleotides. RefSeq lists its product as uncharacterized. The transcript is spliced from 3 exons. NCBI's taxonomy places the organism in Eukaryota, Fungi, Ascomycota, Dothideomycetes, Pleosporales, Didymellaceae. The record is from RefSeq and is a predicted model, not a curated record. The coding region runs from base 135 to 1247 and encodes 370 amino acids. Gene Ontology annotation, molecular function: oxidoreductase activity, acting on the CH-OH group of donors, NAD or NADP as acceptor.
AUAAAAGGGACGCUGGGCCUGGGAAGAGUGGAUUAAGUUUGGAUUGACUGCUAGCUCAUCUACCGCGGCUGUGAUACCUGUGCUUCGUUGUUGUUGUUGUCGUUGGACAGUCCUCUCGCAAUUGCACCGCAGCCAUGCCGAUUAGAAGCGAAUGGAGUCUCUCGCGCGAAGGUAUCACGGGUGAUACCAUCGGCCGACUCCUCAAACUCACUGCGCUGAACCCGCUCAUCACACUUCCCCUCUUCCUCGCGGGUAAAUACACACUCGAUGGCGGCCGCGUUGCAUCCGACCACGCCACGCUGUGGAAGCACCUCAAAACACUGCUUGUGUUGGGCUUGGCGGACAGGGUGAGCGGGUGGCUCGACGCGGCGGUGUCGAACAACUGGACGAACGAUACAUAUGUGUGGAACCGGGAGAUCGUGGUGGUGACAGGGGGGAGUGAUGGCAUUGGGAAGAUCGUGGUGAGCUUGUUGGCGGAGAAGGGGAUUAAGGUUGCGGUAUUAGAUGUGCAGGAGUUGACGUACGAGGCACCCCCCUCCGUGACCUUCUUCCGCUGCGACCUCUCGUCCCCGUCCUCGAUCGCCUCCGCCGCCGAGCAAAUCCGCUCCACCAUCGGCAACCCCACGAUCCUGAUCAACAACGCCGGCGUCGCGCGCGGCAAGACCAUCCUCGACACCACCGAAGCCGACCUGAACCUGACCUUCAAAGUCAACACCUUCGCGCACUACUACCUCGCGCAGCAAUUCCUGCCGCACAUGGUAGCCCUGAACCACGGCAUGAUCGUCACUGUCGCGUCGCUGGCGGGGUACGUCGUCGCGCCGUCGAUGGUGGACUACGCGGCGUCGAAGAGCGCUGCGAUUGCGUUCCAUGAAGGACUUGCAGCGGAGCUGGUGACGCACUAUGCGGCGCCGGGAGUACGUAGUGUGCUGAUGUGCCAGGGGUACACGCGCACGAAGCUGUUCGAGGGGUUUGACUCGAAGGCGCUGUUUCCGGAAACGGUGGCGGAGGAGAUUGUGAAGGCGGUGUUUGCGGGGAAGAGUAGGCAUGUUGUGCUGCCGGAGUUGGCGUGGGGGGUGGCGCCGAAGAUCAGGGGGUUCCCGGUUUGGUUGCAGUACGGGAUGCGCAAGAGGAUGGAUAACAUGAUGAAGGGAUGGAAGGGGAGGCAGGUUGUGCAGCCCAGUGAGAAGCAGGAGAAGAAAGAGGAGAAGUCGGUGGAGGAGAGUACGGUGUUGGUUGAUGGGGAGUAAUGCGUAAUAGCUUUGAAGUGAU